UUUUCUGGCCAGCUCAUCGAUUCAACGAAUUUCGUGACAUCUUUCGGCGAGAAAGUGUUAUUUGUUUAGGUGUCGCUAAAGUAUUUUGUUCUUCAUUUUCCAAAAAAAAAAUACUUUCAUCUACGCCAUACGAUACAUCCAGAUCACGAUUUAUUGUUGAAAUAACAGUUAUAACGGUUUCAAAAUGUUGUUGUUAGGGAUUUUAACCAUAAUAGUUGGAUUAUCGUUUCCUCGUACAAACGCAAUCAUGUUCCGGUUAGCACCAAAUACGCAAAAAUGUUUGAGAGAUGAAAUGCAAGGCAAUCAAAUUGUAGCUGGUGAAUAUGAAAUAACAAACGCACCGGGACAAAAGAUUGACUAUGUGGUGAGAGACACGAAAGGACACAUUUUGGCACAAAAAGAAGACAUCUCUAAAGGAAAAUUCUCAUUUACUUCGGAAGUUUACGACACAUUUGAGAUAUGCUUUAUUUCUCAAGUACCACCAAGCUAUCGAGGAAUAGAACAAGAGGUUGCUCUAGAUGUAAAGAAAGGAAUCGAGACCAAAAGCUAUGAAGGGAUCGGCGAGGCAGCAAAAUUAAAACCUUUGGAAGUUGACCUAAAACGGCUUGAGGAUCUGUCGGAUGCUAUUGUGCAGGAUUUUGCGUUAAUGCGAAAACGGGAGGAAGAAAUGCGUGAUACGAAUGAAUCAACGAACAGUCGGGUGCUUUUCUUUAGCAUUUUUAGUAUGAGUUGCCUAUUAGGUCUCGCUACAUGGCAAGUGUUAUAUUUGAGACGGUACUUCAUUGCAAAAAAACUAAUUUAACCAAUUGUGCAACUCUUCUAUUUUUGAUUUCUUGCGAUGCAAUAAAAAUAUAAACUUAGGCAAACUUGAAUAAAUAAUCACAAAGAAAAGCAAGAAAUAAUUUUUUUUUUAAAUAAUAUUAUCGGUAAAAGACUCUAGAUGGACACCCUCCUUCCCCUUGCUGCUUGUUGAUCCCUGAGAUCACGUCCGUGUGCUUUGUUGAAUAGUUCUAGCAACGUUUUCCGACGUGGAAUGGUGAUCCGGCACAAAGUACAUCAGCCGAUAGUUGCUUUUCAAGAUUUGUUUUGUUUUUUCUGCGUCGACAUGCUGCAAUGAACAGCGGUGCUUGAAGCUGAAAUUAAAUAAUUGCUUGAAUUAUAAUGUUUUAAAUAAACAAAUAAUAUUUCACCGUGCUUCCGGGACCAUCACGAGCAGCACUAUUGCUCGAUCUGGAAUGUUGACUUGGUCGAGUGUGCGGUAGGUGUUCGUUGUCAGGAGUGUGCAGGUGUUUCUGCUAGCACCGACAAAACCACCGUUGUUACAUGCACUUUACCAAUAAUUGACACCUAUCGUGAACCAAAUUAACCAUCAGUCGAUAAAUAUAUCGAUCGAUGUACCGACUAUCAUGGCGGAAUGGUAUCGCAACGCAACAAAUUUGUCAACCCGUAAAAUGAUGGUAACAACUGUCAUGCCCGUUACAAAUCAAAAUAUAAACAUAUUUCUUAACUUGUUUUACAUAUAAUUCAAAAAAACUCAAACCAUUUCAAGUAAAUCUAACGAUUUUAUUAGGCCGUAAAAGAAACAAAAAUUGUCUGAAAAUUAUAUUUAUCAUGAUUUUGAAGAGAAUUUCAAAAUGAAUUUCGAAUUUUGAAUAAAUCUAAACAAUCAACAUGUAAUGUAA
Molecule: messenger RNA, 1682 nt
Organism: Anopheles stephensi (Asian malaria mosquito)
Lineage: Eukaryota; Metazoa; Arthropoda; Insecta; Diptera; Culicidae
Product: transmembrane emp24 domain-containing protein bai-like
Exons: 5
Coding region: 185-802 (205 amino acids)
Biological process (GO): Golgi organization; endoplasmic reticulum to Golgi vesicle-mediated transport; intracellular protein transport
Cellular component (GO): COPII-coated ER to Golgi transport vesicle; Golgi apparatus; endoplasmic reticulum-Golgi intermediate compartment
Source: RefSeq, a predicted model, not a curated record